Messenger RNA from Ectocarpus sp. CCAP 1310/34, 2982 nucleotides. Lineage: Eukaryota; Phaeophyceae; Ectocarpales; Ectocarpaceae. The record is from the annotation of a GenBank genome assembly.
AUGCUCCCCGUGUUUCGCCUUCCGGAGGUUAGCAAGAAUCCGGCGGGAGGGUUCGUGAGACGCCUACCUCGAGAAGAGACCGAGCGCGAGCGGGAGUGCCGCGUCAAAGAGGCGGAGGAGCUAGACAAAAUGAAGACAGCGCUAGGGCUGACGGACAGAGAGCUCGAAGCCCUGGAAGCCGAGCUGUUACUCGGAAAGCACCGAGGAGGGAAGGACCCGGCAGUGUCGAGGCCGCUGAAUGACUUCAGCAAUCGUGGCAGUCUAGACCUAGAGAAGGAUCCCCAAGAACUGCUGUACGGCCCAGACUCGGCUAUUAUAGCCAAGCAGCAGCUGCAGCCGCCGCCGCCGCAAGACACGUUGUCAACUUUCUCCCGCGGGGGCAAGCGAAGACGGGGCGGUGGCGGCCGGCGGUCAGCCACCAGGCCAGCACGGCACAGAAGCAGCUUGUCACCAACCGGCGACGGCACCGCUGUCUUGGACCUUCCUACUCCAAGAGUGCUACGGCAAACGCCUCACUCCACCCUCGGGGCCGUGCUCGCCGCAUCAGUCGCUCUGUCGGGAAGACGCACCGGCGAAGGGAAAAAGACGGGGGCGUGGACGUCGACAGGCGACCUUGGUGGUGGAAUUGCUUCGGGAUCUAUCCUCGGCACGACCGUGUCGACUGAGCAACUCGUCGUGGCGGCUGCAGACGCGGGCAUGGUCAAUCUUUUGGAGCUCCGGAGGGAGCUAGGGCGCAGCGUUGGACAGGUGCGGUGUCUCGCGAGGGCAGUCAAGCUUGACGUUCAAGAAGUCACGCGCCUUUGCCCGGUGCAGCACCCACGCGCGGUGCGCUUCCUCCGCCGGUGGGCGUGCGAACGGCUCGCCAUACUCGCGGACGAGAUUCUCGUCUCUCGCGCCGCCGCCGCCCUGGAACGCUGGCGAAGAGCGUCGGCCGCAAUUGCUAUGGCAGAGCGCAAGGAGGCCUACCUCCGGUACCAGGGGACUAGCAAGCUGCUGUUUUCAUUGGACAAGGCGUACCUGCGCCGGCUGGCCAAAGGUUGGGUCCAGUGGGGAGCCUUCGUGGAGGCCGAGCGCGCGAGGGAGCGCCGCCUCCUGGAGUAUUCGGCCGCAAUUUUGAUCCGGCGGGCAGUGCGAGGCUUCCAGGCGCGGCGCUUGCGCGCCUGGCUGAAGAAAGUGGCCCAAGACAAACAGCGCCACCUGGCUGCGGUCAUGAUCACGCGAUACGCAAAGGGCAAGGUGGCGAGGGUGCGGUAUGCGCGCCUCAAGGCCGGGAUCGAGAGAGCAAGAGCCGGGGAGUUGCUGAGGCGCGUAGGGCGCGGGAUGAUUGGCAGGAGGAAGACCAAGAGGUUGAGAGAAGACAGGGCGCGCUGGAAGGUAUCACUGAGCCUGCAGAGACUGCACCGUGGAAGAGUCGGCCGGCGACUGUUCUUGUCCAUCACCAAGGCCAGAAGGGAGCGCCUCGCGGCGACGAAGAUACAAGCGAUCACCCGGGGAAAGUGGGGCAGGCAACAGGCCGGAAGCCUUGUCCGAAGGAUCCGCGAGGACGCUGCGGCGCAACAGAUCCAGCGUGCCGCGCGGGCAUGGCUAGCUCGGCAACUCGUGCGGAGGUUGCGCGAAGAGGAGCAAAGGUUGCGUGCCAUCCGCUCGAUCGCGACGCUCAACAUCCAGAGGGUUUACCGCGGACACAGGACGAGGGUGCUGCACGGGGCAAGGCUGGAGAUGAGGCGGUCGCGCCUGCGAGGGGAAGACGCGGCCGCGACGAAAAUUCAGGCCCUUGUGCGCGCGCACCUCUCGAAGCGAACCGUUGCCAAGUUGUCCAAGACGAGGAAGGAGAAGCGAAUCAGCGACGCCCGCCUCUGGACGGAGACGUGGAGCGAGGAUGCUCAGAUGUGGUUCUACCACAACGCUACGACAGGCAAGAGAACGAAUGCACGGCCACCCCAAAACAACCCUCGCACUGCUUAUUAUCUUGCAGGGGAAGCGUUGUGGGAGCCCCCCAGCACCGGCUACACGAAGCACGACGGGGCGCUGGUCCUCUCGUCGGGGGAGGUUGUAACGGAUCCGGAAGAAGGGAUGACGGAGGAAGAGCGGCUAGAGGCGAGGAAGCAAUCGAGCUGCGUGGAGUGCGAGCAGAAGAGGUCGACGAGGAAGUGCGACCAGUGCGGCGAUGGCUUCUGCACGAAGUGCUUCCGAAAGACGCACGCAACCGGCCGCCGAACCAAACACACCUGGACGCACGUGGGCCCCAUGGAGUGCGCCGAGUGCGAGGCGGAGGUUCGUACAGUUCGCCUCUCCCCCCCCUGCUUUCUCAAGGGCCGAAGGACAUCAACCUUUAACCGCCUCGCUUUGCUCUGCCAACCAACUGACCAGGUGGCCAUAAAGUGGUGCACUGCGUGCGACGACCCAUUCUGCGCACCCUGCUGGUCCGUCAUCCACUCCCGCGGGAAGCGUAGCCUGCACAGCCACUGCACCAUCUCCCCGGGGGGGCGCGUGUCCACCAAAGCCAUCGCUCCGGACGGCACGGACGCCGGCCCGUUCACUCCGGGGGAGAGCCUCGUGGCCGAAAUUACGGGCGCCGGCGCCGGCGAUGGUGCACUGGCGGAGCAAGGGUACGACGCGUCCGCUGCCGCGCCUCUUUUUGAGACGAAUCCGGCGCAGUCGGACUGCUGGCAGGAGUUCACCGACGACGCGGGCAACCCGUACUGGUACAACUCGGCGAGCGGCUCCUCUCAGUACGAGAACCCUCUGGGCGGCGGGCCGGUGUGGACCGGGGGAUCCAUUACCACGAAUAGCUCGACCGUCGAAAACGAUGUGAAUGAGGGCAGUCGGGCGGAGAAUAGUGGCUACUCCGACCCCGGUUCGAGAGCCAUGGUGACCGCGCACGGGUCGGUGGGGGAAUGGAGCGAGCAUGCGGACGACGAAGGGCAUGUGUACUACUACAACGCCGUUACGGGCGAGAGUCAGUACGAGUCCCCGUACUAG